Messenger RNA from Megachile rotundata (alfalfa leafcutting bee), 1684 nucleotides. Its product is annotated as dihydrolipoyllysine-residue succinyltransferase component of 2-oxoglutarate dehydrogenase complex, mitochondrial. Gene Ontology annotation, cellular component: oxoglutarate dehydrogenase complex; mitochondrion. The record is from RefSeq and is a predicted model, not a curated record. Gene Ontology annotation, molecular function: dihydrolipoyllysine-residue succinyltransferase activity. Gene Ontology annotation, biological process: tricarboxylic acid cycle. Lineage: Eukaryota; Metazoa; Arthropoda; Insecta; Hymenoptera; Megachilidae.
AUAGCCACUGACAUACUAGUCUGUACAGUCUGCUUACUAUCACGAGAGUCGGGAGUGAAUAUCAGAGUUGUGACUUUCCGUUAGAGGAUGGCCGCGAUGCUAUCCAACUGUUCGCGGUUUGUGCCUCGUAUAAUAACAAGAAUUAGUAUAUCACAAACCAAGGUUGUGAGACCUUUACAUAGGCAAGGGCACAUUCUAUAUAUCCACACCCAACAUGUGGUUACCAAGAAUUCCCAAUUGUAUACAAAGUAUAAGAAAUUUCACUGUUGGAAAGAUCAGACAAAACAUAUUCAUUCAACAUCCUCGUUAUGGGAAAUAAAGGAAGUUGUAGUACCAGCAUUUGCAGAAAGUGUAAGCGAAGGAGAUGUCAGAUGGGAUAAGAAAGCUGGUGAUCAAGUUAAGGAAGAUGAUAUUUUAUGUGAAAUUGAAACAGAUAAGACUUCAGUUCCUGUACCAGCACCUGGUUCUGGUGUUAUAAAAGAACUCUUUGUAAAAGAUGGGGACACUGUUAAACCAGGGCAAAAAUUAUGUACCAUUGAUAUUGGUGCUACCGGUGGAGCUGCACCAUCAGCUGCAAAACCUGCUGAAGCUCCAAGUCCACCACCACCACCACCACCACCACCAUCAGCAGCUGCACCACCGCCGCCACCACCACCACCGCCACCACCAUCAGCUGCUGCUGCACCUCCACCAGUACCACCACCAGCAGCUAAACCUACACCUCCACAAGCACCUGCAGCAUCCAUGCCAGUUGCUGCAAUUAAACAUGCUCAGGCAUUAGAAAGUGCGAAAGUACAGCUACCUCCCACUGAUUAUUCUCGUGAAAUCAUUGGUACAAGAACAGAGCAACGAGUAAAAAUGAAUAGAAUGCGAAUACGUAUUGCGGAAAGAUUAAAAGAUGCUCAAAAUACGAACGCCAUGUUAACAACUUUCAAUGAAAUUGAUAUGAGCCGUAUUAUGGAAUUUCGUAAAACACACCAAGAAGCCUUUACAAAGAAAUAUGGUUUGAAACUUGGAUUUAUGAGUCCAUUUAUCGCAGCAGCUUCUUAUGCUUUAAAAGAUCAGCCAGUAGUGAAUGCUGUAAUAGAUGGCACUGAUAUUGUUUAUAGAGAUUAUGUUGAUAUUAGUGUUGCCGUCGCCACACCAAAAGGUCUUGUCGUUCCAGUCCUUCGUAGCGUAGAAAACAAAAAUUAUGCAGAUAUUGAAAUUGCUUUAGCAGCUUUAAGCGAUAAAGCAAGAAAAGGAAAAAUAUCUGUAGAAGAUAUGGAUGGUGGCACAUUCACAAUAAGCAACGGUGGUGUUUUCGGAUCCCUUAUGGGAACACCUAUUAUUAAUCCACCACAAAGUGCUAUUCUUGGAAUGCAUGGCGUAUUUGAUAGACCUAUUGCAGUAAAGGGCGAGGUAUUCCAGGUUGUAAUUCGUCCAAUGAUGUACGUGGCUUUAACAUACGAUCAUCGAUUAAUUGAUGGACGCGAGGCUGUGAUGUUUCUAAGAAAGAUCAAAGCCGCUGUAGAAGACCCCAGGAUUAUUUUAGCUGGCCUUUAAGCCUCGUAAAUGUUUUCACUAAAUCGCUUCAAAUACGGCUCUCAUUACAUUACGGAACGUUUUGUAUGCGUUGUAGUAUAUUCUGUUAUCGAGGCUUUUACUUAAAAAAAAAAAAAACAUAUUUCCAGAUAUUUAUUAA